Molecule: messenger RNA, 3008 nt
Organism: Oreochromis aureus
Lineage: Eukaryota; Metazoa; Chordata; Actinopteri; Cichliformes; Cichlidae
Gene: micu2
Product: mitochondrial calcium uptake 2
Exons: 12
Coding region: 61-1347 (428 amino acids)
Biological process (GO): mitochondrial calcium ion homeostasis; calcium import into the mitochondrion
Cellular component (GO): uniplex complex
Molecular function (GO): calcium ion binding
Source: RefSeq, a predicted model, not a curated record
GUGGCCUCGCUUUGCUAAGACGAACGCAGUUUAGCCAGCUAGCGAGUUAGCUUCCUGAAAAUGGCCAGCUGGGGGAAAGUUGCAGCUCUCCUGAGGGGUGUCUUGAGGAGCCCUCGAUCUCUGAAAACCUUCGCACAGUACCGUACUGUCGGUCGCGGUAUUGUGGCUUCUGUAAUUGGCACCGGGGUUGUCUGUUAUUACCGGUAUCAUGUAAACAACAGGACUCUGCCCUUCGCCGUUUAUGCUAAGGAAGAAAAAGAAGAUGCAGCUCCGCAGAUGUCUGCAAGGAAAAUCCGCUUCAUCCAAUUCGCCUCAGUCAUCCAUGAAGAGGAGCCCUACAUGACCCCCAGAGACUUCCUCUUCUCUGUGAUGCUGGAGAAAGUUGAUCGUAAGCAGCUCAUACAGCAUACAACAGGAAAGCUGCAAAAGAGAGUUUUAACCAAACAGGAUGUGAACGGUAUGCUGGUGGCUGCCUCUAAAGCUCGUGCUGGUAAUGAUCUCUUCAGAAACUUGGGAGACAACGGUUUGAUAUCCUACACAGAGUAUCUGUUCCUGCUGUCCAUCCUGACCAAGCCGCGUACUGGAUUUGAUAUAGCCUUCAAAAUGCUCGACAUUGAUGGCAACGAGCAUGUGGACAAAAAGGAGUUUUUGAAGCUCAAGAAAAUCAUGGGAAAAACUAAACUGCGAGCCCCUAUAGAUACUACAGAGAAAACCACAGAAGAAGGAGAAGGUGUGAACACAACACUACAGGCCUACUUCUUUGGGAGGAAAGGGGACAACAAGUUGCAGUAUAAGGACUUCAGCCGGUUCAUGGAGGACCUACAGGCUGAAGUCCAGGAGAUGGAGUUUCUGCAGUUUUCCAAAGGUAUGGACACCAUGCGGAGGGAAGACUUUGCAGAAUGGCUGCUACACUACACCAAUGCAGAAGACAAUGAAGUCUACUGGGAAAACAUGAGGAAGAAGAUACCUGCGGGUCAGAGUGUCACAUUUGAUGAGUUCAAAGCCUUCUGCCUGUUCACCAACAACCUGGAGGAUUUUGCCUUCUCAAUGAAAAUGGUCACAGAAGCCAACCGUCCUGUGGGCAUGGCCCAGUUCAAGCGAGCUGUGAAGAUUGCCACAGGCCACGAACUGUCCGAGAACGUGCUGGACACCGUGUUUAAGCUUUUCGACAUGGAUGGAGACAACUGCCUGAGCCACAAGGAGUUCAUUGGUGUGAUGAAUGACCGAGUACUACGGGGUCUAAAGGUGCAGCCUCAAAAUGGCAUCUCUGGCUACUGGAAGUGUGUGAAGCGGGAGACCCUGAAGGCAGCUCAGGAGGCCCUGGGAGACGGCGGGUGUCCCAUCUGAAGCACUGAUAUACACCGUGAUCAUGCUCACCACUUCUGUCUUUCCUUCAGUUGUAUGAAUGAAAUGAAUAACUGCAUGUAAAUGAAUCUAGGUUUAUACCACUAUCUUUGUAAAAGUAUGUUUACAGCUAAACACAUUUUGGUUUGAUAUUAGUUAAAGCUCUGUGGGUUUGUUUGUGGUGUUUACAAUAUUACAUAUUAUUGUUUGGUCAAGCAUUUUAUAUCAUGUAUGGCUGAUCACUAUUAAACAUUCACAUGCACUUAGGGCUGCAGUCAGCAUUUCCUGUAAAAGUGACAUAUUCAUGAAAGUGAGAAUCCUGGUUGCACUGAACAGUGUAACAGAUUAGAGGAUCCUGUCAUGAGUACACAUAUUUCUCAUUUUCUGUGCACAGUUUGACACUAGUCAGAGUGAUUUAUUCUCAUGGACACAAAUGCAAAUUUUCACCAGUCCCAAGAAGCUGGCUUGGUUUUUACAUGUACGUUUUUUUUUGCUCCUGAGCAUUAAUGUGGUUACCAGAGAUCAGUCGUGUGAGUCAAUAGUGGGUAAUAGCAUUUUACAGCUGAGUGCACACAUCUUGAAAUGAAUAUCGGGCCUCCAACUUUCAACAGUAACAGACCAGCUUCUAUUUACUUAAAUUCUGGGGUAACCAGCGGGGUGUACUGUAAAGUUAAUGGUUUAGCUAUGUUGAGCUUAAACUCAAUUUUUUUGUCACGUAAAUGGCUUUUCUACCUGGCUAAAUCAGCAUGGUGUUAUGUUUGGAGUUUCCCUUUAAAAUGGGUUGGAAGCCAAUAUUACAGCAUGUUUUAAGCACAAUAUAGAUCGUCUGCUGGAAAAAUGUUUUGUUUACGCAAAUUGUACCUUACUAAAACCACUCAAUGAAGCAUAAACUAUGCAUUCCAUUGUCAUGGGAAUGUGCACGUAUUAAUUUGGAGAUUCAGAAAACAUGUUUUUUUAUAUAUUUAUAUACCCGAGUCUAAUGUGCCAAGUCUCACUUACCCUGCUGAAAUUACAGCUAUUAAAACACAUACCAAGAAUACCUGUUUAAUCAAAGCAACUUCACUACUUUAAUGUUAAAAUGUAUCCACUUUGAAGCUCCAGAACUCCAGCUGUCACAUUAAAAACAAACAGCACCAAAGAGCACACUUGGCAAUUACAAUUAUUAGUUUAAAUGAAAAUGUUUUACCGCAUCUAUGCACUGAAUUACCAGCAGUGUUUUAGUUUACUGUCAUAUUUUUCUUUAUAGAUUUUAUUAUAUUAUUCUUUAUAGAUUUUAAACAACCAAUGUAUUAUUGGCUGAUAAUGUCUCUGUCACUCAGCGAUCAUUUUACAGGGAAGAACAAUCACGAUGCGUAAAACACACCUUUUCCAUGUGUGUGCCCACAGAGCCUGAAGCAGAAAGCACAGCCCAACAGAUAAUACCACCAUUGUGUUACCAGAAGCCUAGACGUGUUGAUUUUUAUUCGUAGUACACCCCUCAGGCUGUUCAUACUACUGCAGCCAGGACACCUAAGUGCAUGUAAAUACACAUUGUUGUUCAGUGUGUUUACAACCCUGCUAAUAGUGGUUUGUGGGAAAGAUUCUAAUUAUGCCGGGGAGCUGGUGUGGGAUUUUCCUUUUUUUCUGUCAAAAAUAUUUAUCUAAUAAAGUUUUAUAUAAAUGCA